ACAUUGAACGUCCAUGACAUUCCUAAUGAAACUGAAACUGAUGUGGUUUAAUGGAAAUACCUCGUGUCCAUUACAUAUGUAGUAGUUGUUUAGAUGCAGUAGACUACGCUAACUGCUGUCUCAACUUAAUCUCACAUUUGCACUCACUUUGCGAAGAAAGAGAUUUUAGCUUGACCUGAAACUGCGCAAAUCUCUUGAUUUUCUUGGGUGGAGUUGAACAACAGAUAAACGACGAUGAGGAAAAAUAGGCUAAAUAUUGAGAAAAAAAUACCCAAUACGGAUUCAGUCCAGCAGCAGAGAGCAGACUCCCCUGGACCCAGCUGUGUCUCCAUGAAGAGUGACCGCUCUAUGGAUACACCUUACCGAUUUAAAGAUGGAAAUCCGUCUAUUGAGAAGAGACACCAGGAGAUGUCAAAGGUUGCCAGUGCUCAGUCUGUACAGCAGCAUCAAACAGAGCUAAACAUCACAAAACCUUGCCUGAUGGAGAUGGACCAGGAGGAACAGCCCAACAUAUUGGAGGACGGAUCUGACGCUGUCAAGUGCCAAUAUAAACUAAAGUCUCAUUUGAGGCAGAAGUUCACGUGUGUGUUUGAGGGAAUCGCUGAAACAGGACAGCCAACAGGUCUGAAUGACAUCUACACAGAGCACUUCAUCACAGAGAGAGGCAGUGGAGAGGUCAACAAGGAACAUGAGGUCAGACUGAUUGAAACAGCUUCAAGGAAGCCAGCCAAGGAAGAAAUACCAAUCAGAUGUGAAGACAUCUUUAAACCCUUACCUGGCCAAGAUCAACCAAUCAGAACAAUGAUGACAACUGGAGUGGCUGGCAUUGGUAAAACCGUCCUAACACACAAAUUCACUCUGGACUGGGCUGAAGGCAAAACCAAUCAUGAUAUAAACUUCACAUUUCCCCUCACUUUCAGAGAGCUGAAUUUACUGAAAGGUGAAGAGUUUAGCUUGGUGGAACUUCUUUGUCGCUUCUUUAUUGAGACGAAAGAAGCUGGAAUCUGCGGAUGGCACCAGUUCCAAGUUCUCUUCAUCUUGAAUGGUCUGGAUGAGUGUCGACUUCCUCUGGACUUCCAGAACAACCCGAUCUGGACUGAUGUCACAAAGUCCACCUCGGUGGACGUGCUGCUGACAAACCUCAUCAGGGGCAACCUGCUUCCCUCCGCUCGCAUCUGGAUAACCACACGCCCUGCGGCAGCCAAUCAGAUCCCUUCUGAGUGUGUUGACAGGGUGACAGAGGUGAGAGGGUUCACCGACCCACAGAAGGAGGAGUACUUCAGGAAGAGGUUCACAGAGGGGACAGUGGCCAACACAAUCAUCUCCCACAUCAAGAAAUCACGAAGCCUCCACAUCAUGUGUCACAUCCCAGUCUUCUGUUGGAUCACUGCUACAGUUCUGGAGGACUGCUUCAAAACAUCCCAGAUAGGAAAAGAGAUGCCCAAGACCGUGACUCAGAUGUACAGCCACUUCCUGAGGGUUCAGUCCAUACAGGGGGACAGGAAGUACCAUGGGAAAUCUGAAACAGAUCCACACUGGAGUUCAGAGAGCAGGGAGAUCAUUGUUUCGCUGGGUAAACUGGCUUUUAACCAUCUGGAGAAAGGCAACCUGAUCUUCUACGAGGCAGACCUGGAAGAGUGUGACAUCGAUAUCAGAGCAUCCUCAGUGCACUCAGGAGUAUUCACCCAGAUCUUUAAAGAGGAGUGUGGGCUGUACCAGGAAAGAGUGUUCUGCUUUGUCCAUCUGAGCAUCCAGGAGUUUCUGGCUGCCCUUUAUGUCUUUCAGUACUUCAUCGACACUAGUGUCAAUCUGCUCUCAGUAGAACAAUCCAGGAAAGAGAAACACCUCUACCAGAGUGCCGUGGACAAGGCCUUACAGAGUGAGAAUGGACACCUGGACUUGUUCCUCCGCUUCUUACUGGGCCUCUCUCUGGAGACCAAUCAGAUUCUCCUACGAGGUCUGCUGAGAAAGACAGGAAUUAGAUCACUGUUCCCUCAGAUUAAACAAUGUCUGAAGAAAUGUACAGGAAGUGGCUCACAGACCAAUAAGAAAACAGCGUCUUACAUCAAGAAGAAGAUGGAUGGAGGUCUCUCUUCAGAGAGUAGAAUCAAUCUGUUGCACUGUCUGAAUGAGCUGAACGACAGUUCUCUAGUGGAGCAGAUCCAACAGUCCCUGACAUCAGGGAGUCUCUUCAAAAAUCGGGUCUCUCCUGCUCAGUGGUCAACUGUGGUCUUCAUCUUAUUGUCAUCAGAAGAGGUCCUGGACGUGUUUGACCUGAAGAAAUACUCUGCUUCAGAGGAGGGUCUUCUGGGGCUGCUGCCAGUGGUCAAAGCCUCCCAAACAUCUCUGCUGAAUUGCUGUGAGCUGUCAGAGAGAUGCUGUGAAGCUCUGGCCUCAGUUCUCAGCUCCAACUCCUUUAGUCUGAGAGAGCUGGACCUGAGUGCCAAUGAUCUGCAGGAUUCAGGAGUGAAGCGGCUCUCUGCUGGACUGGAGAGUCCACACUGUAGACUGGAAACUCUCAGGCUGAAUGGCUGUCAUCUGUCAGAAACAUGCUGUGAAGCUCUGGCCUCCGUUCUCAGCUCCAACUCCUCUAGUCUGAGAGAGCUGGACCUGAGUAGCAAUGAUCUGCAGGAUUCAGGAGUGAAGCUGCUCUCUGCUGGACUGGGGAGUCCACACUGUAAACUGGAAACUCUCAGCUUGUCUGGCUGCCUGGUCACACAGGAAGGCUGUGCAUCUCUGGCCUCAGCUCUGAGCUCCAACCCCUCCCAUCUGAGAGAGUUGGACCUGAGCUACAAUCACCCAGGAGAAUCAGGAGCUGCGCUGCUCUCUGCUGGACUAACGGAUCCACACUGGAGACUGGAAACUAUCAGUGUGGAGCACGGUGGAGUGUGGAGGCUGAAACGAGCUCCAAAGAAGUAUGCCUGUGAACUCACACUGGACCCAAACACAGCCCACAGAGAGCUCGCUCUGUCUGAGGACAACAGAAAGGUGACGCGGGUUGAAGAGGACCAAUCGUAUCCGGAUCACCCAGAGAGAUUUGACAUCUGGACCCAGGUGUUGGGUAGAGAGGGUCUGACUGACCGCUGUUACUGGCAGAUGGAGAGGAAAGGAAAUGUUGUUAUAGGAGUGACAAUCAGAGGAAUCACAAGGAGAGGAGAGGGUGGUGACAGUGGGCUUGGAAUGAACAACACGUCAUGGAGUCUUGAGUGUUCUGAUGAUCGUUACUAUGCCCAUUACAAUGGUAGAGAGACAGUCCUCCCCCUCCCCCCCGCUGGCUCCACCAGAGUAGGAGUGUAUCUGGACCGGCCUGCUGGCACUCUGUCCUUCUACAGAGUGUCCCCAGAUGGAGGAGGGUCCUCAGACACACUGACACUCAUCCACACCUUCCAGUACCGCUUCACUCAGGAGGACCUCCUCCCGGGGUUCAGGAUAUUGGGGUAUGGCUCAGUGUCUUUAUGUCGGUUGUUAACACACACACAAACACACACACACACUCACACAUAAGGGUGCGUGAGGGGGGGCGAGGUCAGAGGGUGAGGGAAGGGUGAGGUUCAGGUGGAGGGUGGGGGACGGGUGAAGUGGUUGAGGGUGAGGGGGGGGGGGAGGUCCUUAACUAGGUUAAGGUUCUUCGGGGUUCUCUCCACCUGUAGGUUCCUCAGGCUCUCCACCUGUAGUUUCCUCAGGGUCCAAGUUAUAGGGCCCUGUCUUGCAUCCAGCGCAAUUGACUUUCUACACCGACGCAUGCAUCUUUGCUAGUUUGCAUCUUUGCUAGUCUAUUCACAACAAAAGGCCAGUGAGGUAUUUCAUUUCACCAUUUAAUGCACUUUAUUUCCUGUUUUAUGCAUGUCAUUUUCAAGUGUCAUAUUUCUGUGUUUUACUUUGUGCUUAUGUAAAUAAUGUAUCAUUUGCAAGUAAAGGAGUCGGGUACCAAUAAAGAACGCCCGUUUUGAAAGUU
This is a messenger RNA of Gadus morhua (Atlantic cod), 3955 nucleotides long. Its product is annotated as NACHT, LRR and PYD domains-containing protein 2. The coding region runs from base 235 to 3504 and encodes 1089 amino acids. The record is from RefSeq and is a predicted model, not a curated record. The transcript is spliced from 9 exons. Gene Ontology annotation, molecular function: protein binding. NCBI's taxonomy places the organism in Eukaryota, Metazoa, Chordata, Actinopteri, Gadiformes, Gadidae.